CGACAAGGGAGCCAUGUCGACCGGUGGCGCAGAGGCUGCGGCAGCGGCGGCGGCGGAGGGGAUGGCGUCGGAGGCGUACCUGGCGGGCGACGCCGUGCGGGAGGCGCGGGAGCUGGUGGCGGAGCUCUGCCGCCACUUCUACCUGCAGGGCUGGGUCACCGGCACCGGCGGCAGCAUCACCGUCAAGGCCAACGACCCCGCCGUGCCCCUCGCGCAGCAGCUCAUCGUCAUGUCACCGUCAGGCGUGCAGAAGGAGAGGAUGGUGGCAGACGACAUGUACGUGAUGGCAGCAGAUGGCAAGAUCAUUUCUGCACCGCGAGCAAAGCCAUGGCCACACAAGCACCCAAAGUGUUCAGACUGCGCACCUCUGUUCAUGAAGUCUUAUCUAAUGCGAGGAGCUGGGGCUGUGAUUCAUAGCCAUGGCAUGGAGACUUGCAUGGCAACAAUGCUCGUUCCUGGCGCAAAGGAGUUCCGGAUGACACAUAUGGAAAUGAUUAAAGGAAUCAAAGGUCAUGGCUACAGAGAUGAAUUGGUGAUCCCCAUAAUUGAGAAUACUCCUUAUGAGUAUGAACUCACUGACUCUUUGGCCGAAGCGAUCAAAGCAUACCCAAAGGCAACUGCUGUGCUUGUACGGAACCAUGGAAUUUAUGUUUGGGGUGACUCCUGGAUCAAUGCCAAGACACAGGCUGAAUGCUAUCAUUAUCUUCUUGAUGCUGCCGUCAAGAUGUAUCAGUUAGGGAUUGAUUGGACGACUCCUGAGCAUGGUCCAAUAAACAGUGCCAAAAGAUUGCGUACUGUUAUAAGUCCUGAUGUUCCUAAUGGAGCUCAUGCAGCUAAAUCAUCAAAGCGUUGUGUUGUACUUGACAUCGAAGGAACAACAACUCCAAUAUCAUUUGUGACUGAUGUUAUGUUUCCUUAUGCCCGUGAUAAUGUGCGGAAGCAUCUGAUUUCUACAUACGAUUCUGAAGAAACCAAAGAAGACAUUGAACUAUUGCGCAUCCAAGUUGAAGAAGACCUGAGAAACGGAGUUGUUGGGGCUGUUUCAGUUGCACCCAGUGAUGCUGGCAAAGAAGAGGUUAUCAAUUCGUUAGUCACUAAUGUUGAGUCCAUGAUCAAAGCAGACCGGAAGAUUACAUCAUUGAAACAACUUCAGGGUCAUAUAUGGAGGACUGGAUUUGAAAGCAAAGAACUGCACGGUGUUGUUUUUGAGGAUGUUCCCGGGGCGCUGAAGGACUGGCAAUCUCACGGUGUGAAGGUUUACAUAUACUCAAGUGGCAGUAGAGAGGCACAAAGGCUACUAUUUGGCCACUCAUCCCAUGGUGAUCUGCGACAAUACUUGUGUGGUUUUUUUGACACCACAACAGGAAACAAAAGAGAAGCAAGGAGUUACUUCGAGAUCACAAAAUCACUUGGGGUGGACAAGCCAUCUGAAAUCUUAUUUAUCACAGAUGUGUUCGAAGAAGCUGUUGCUGCAAAGAGUGCAGGUCUCGAUGUAAUAAUCUCUAUUCGCCCGGGGAAUGCACCACUUCCUGAGAAUCACGGUUUCCGGACAAUCAGCUCUUUCAGUGAGAUCUGAGAAAUGUGCAAGAGACAAGCAUGCGGGAGAAUCACCUUUGGAUGUGUAUGUGGCAGUGCUUCGUGGGCCACUGGAUCAGUUCUUGUAAUAGCAGGAUAGCGCCUUAUUAGCAUGGCAUCCGAUUGCAAUAAAAUCAGGUGGCAGAAUAAAAGUGGGAAGAAUUGUAGUAAGAAAAAGAGAAUGGUGCGAAGAGGGUACGAGUGUGUUUGUGUUUGUGAGUCGAUCGAGCUCAUUUGGUUCACCUUCGAGUCCUGUGUUUGUGAGUCUCUGUUUGGUUCACUUUCGAGUUCUGUGAUGUCAUGAGGUAAAAUUUACUCGUUGGCGAGAUUUCAGCUCUUGCUAUGGACAGUAGAAAUAAAUUUGAUGAAGAAUGGGGUUA
Messenger RNA from Lolium perenne, 1955 nucleotides. RefSeq names its product probable bifunctional methylthioribulose-1-phosphate dehydratase/enolase-phosphatase E1. Gene Ontology annotation, cellular component: cytoplasm. The record is from RefSeq and is a predicted model, not a curated record. Lineage: Eukaryota; Viridiplantae; Streptophyta; Magnoliopsida; Poales; Poaceae. Gene Ontology annotation, molecular function: magnesium ion binding; acireductone synthase activity.